AUGUCUUUCUUCAGCGAUAUCAAGACUGGCGCUCUAACAAGCGCAUCUCUAGAUGAGUAUCUUGUAACUCAUAAUAUCGACGACCCAAGCAUGGACAAUGACAAUGGCACCUUUGGCCUGACACCUCUUGCCCUAGCUGUGCGCAACGGACAUGCCGAAGCAGUCCGGCUUCUUCUCGACAAAGGCGCCAAGGUAGAUGCACUCUCGUCCGGGUACCGUACUCCUUUAUGGAUCGUGACUUCUCGCGGCAAAGGCGAUAAUCGAGCCGAAAUAGUGGAUCUCCUAUUGAGGCGUGGAGCGAAUUCAAAAUAUUCGAACCCUGACCUCCAAUGUGGAUCAACACCACUCGAGAAUGAGCUAAAGCAGCGAAAAGACCCCGAGGUGAUUCAACUCCUAGUCAAGAGCGACGGCAAGACGGACGCGGCCGAGAAAUUGGCUAGCAAGCUGGACCAACAAGAGAUUGACGAGGCCAUGGACCCAGCCGGACAGAUGGGCAAGCUUGGCGGGACCUUCGUUAAUAUCAUCAUAACAGUUAUCAUGUUCAUUCUUGCUUGGGCGAACACCGCUCUCGCGGGGAUUGCCAACCAAGUCUUCGAGAGGUUUCAGAUAAGCGGCAGAAAGAAUGCUCGGCUGGCUCAACAGGUCUUUGCAGGACGGCCAGAACCAAAGACCAAGGAAGAGUUCCAGGAGAGUAUCAAUAGCUUCGUGGAAAAGAACAAGCUAGGCAAGUUCUUCAGGGAUGAUAGUAGCAAGUCGCUGUUCGAUAAAAUCACCACCAAAGCCUUCGAUCUGCAAAACAGUGACGGCUCCAUCCUGGGUCAACCCGAAAAUGCCGAAAGUCUAGUCAAGUUUGCGCUUUACCAGCCUGUCAUUUAUUGUGGUAACCUCUCCAAGCUUUGUGUGCGCAAGCGCUUUCAGGUAGAGCUAACGUGGCGUGCAGAUGAUAGUGGCUCGAUGCACCCGAAGAAGAAUCGCCAGGGAGAGGACCGCAUGGCAGACCAGCAGGAGCUAGUGAAUCGCAUUUCCUCUAUUUGUACCACCAUAGUACCUGAUGAUCUCGGUGUUCACCUGCGGUUCAUCAACAGUGAGCCAGCUAAUGCCGAUGACCUCGGGAUGUCGGAUAUCAAGAAUAUCCUGGCGCAAGUACAACCAUCAGGAUACACGGAAAUUGGGAUUCAUCUCCGCGAGCGUAUCCUGGAACCAUUCUUGUAUAGUCAAUACAACGACACUGUGAAAGCGAUGAAGAGACCCUUAUUUAUCUCCAUCAUCACCGACGGAAUUCCAUCCGGGCCAAAUGGAACGCUAGAGAGAGAAGACACGCUCAGAAACGAGAUAAAGGACUGCCAAGAGUACUUGAGGGAGAAUGGCCUCCCACUGCGAUCCGUGGUCUUCCAGAUCAGCCAGAUAGGUAGCGACCCAAAGUCCAAAAGCUUCUUGCAGAACCUCAAAAAUCAAAACCUUGAGAAUGUGUACAUCACCGCAAAAUCACUGGACUCGAAGUUCCGCGAGCUCAGAGACAACGAGAAAGAUCUCGAAGCCUGGCUCUUCGAAACUCUUCUGGAGCCUAUCCUAGACACAAAGUCAGACUCCUAG
This is a messenger RNA of Hypoxylon fragiforme, 1593 nucleotides long. RefSeq lists its product as uncharacterized. The coding region runs from base 1 to 1593 and encodes 530 amino acids. The record is from RefSeq and is a predicted model, not a curated record. Gene Ontology annotation, molecular function: protein binding. NCBI's taxonomy places the organism in Eukaryota, Fungi, Ascomycota, Sordariomycetes, Xylariales, Hypoxylaceae. The transcript has 5 exons.